AGAAGGAGCCCAACCAGACAGUUCAGAACAAAGACAUGGCUGUGUCUAAGGAUGAUUUGAAAGAUUUCAAGGUCUCUGAGGAACCUACAGAUCCCCAAGAGGACAGCUCUCCAGUUCCUGGAGAUCAGGGUCCAGAGGAGGUGCUGUGCGAUUCCUGCAUAGAAAGCCCCUCCAAGGCCAUUAAGUCCUGUCUCACUUGUCAGGUGUCAUACUGUGAGGCUCACCUUCGACCACACCUGGAAAACAGUAAGUUUCAGACCCACCGGCUGGUGGAGCCCCUGCAGGAUAUGGAGGUGCGCAUAUGUGACCACCACAGACUUCCCCUGGGGCUCUUCUGUUUGACGGACAGUCGUUGUGUCUGCCUGGGCUGCCAGGAGGAGGACCACCGAGGACACCCCACUGUAACUGCAGGAAAUGCACGAAAACAGAUAGAGGAAGAGCUACAGCGGAAACACAGAGAAAUGGUUAAGACAAUGUCAUCAGCAGAGCAUGCUAUCAGCAAGUUGCAGAGCAACACAGCUUCCAUUGAGGCCUCCGUGGUUGACGUACGUGCUGUGAUCGAAAAACAAUUCUCAGAGCUGCAGGCAGCCAUGGAGAAUGCCCGUAAGGAGGCGUUGGAUGUCCUGGAAGUGGAGCACAGACAGGCUCUGAGCCAAGCAGAGGGAAUUCGGGCCCACCUGGAACGGAAGAUCACCGAACUGAAGAAAAUCCUGACGCAAGUGGAGAGGUUGUCUGUGACCAAAAAUGACAUGGACUUCAUACAGGAAUACUCAGAGUGGAAGAAGGCUCCAGUGGAUGUCGGUUUGCCAGGUGUGUACAUUAGCCUCAUUGACCAUCUCUCCACCUUCAGCCGCUUUGUCACAGAAUCAGCCCAGGAACUGUGUGACCAACUUUUCUCAAAAUACAACAUUCAACUCAAAGAGCUCUAUGAAACAGAGAAACUGAGCAUUAAAAUGAUGGUUCAUUCCAAAGCUGCAACAAACCACCACGUGAUUGAACCUGAACCUGAGACAAGAGAAGAUUUCCUUAAGUAUGCCAGCAUUCUGAGCUUCAAUCCAGACUCAACGCACAAGUUUCUGAGACUCACUGACAACAAUAAGAAGGUGACCAACACCACUCCCUGGCAGCAUAGCUAUCCAGACACAGCUGAGCGAUUUGAGUACUGGCGUCAGGUGUUAGCCUUAGAGAGUCUCUACCUGGGUCGGCAUUACUUUGAGGUAGACCUGAGUGGCGAUGGAGCUUAUGUGGGACUCACCUACAAGAGCAUUGACCGCAAGGGUGAUAAGAGCAGCAGCUGCAUCACAGGCAACAGUUUCUCCUGGUGUUUGGGAAGAGAGGGUCGCGGUCUCUCCACAUGGCAUGCUGACGUGGAAAUCCCUCUUGAAGUGGGAGAGUUUACCAGGAUUGGAGUCUAUGUGGACUAUGAGAAGGGUGUGUUAACCUUCUAUGGUGUAGCUACACCCAUGGUUCUACUCUAUCAGUAUACCACUAAUUUUCUAGAACCACUUUACCCUGCAUUCUGGCUGUCCAAGAAGGACAAUGUGGUUGCUUUAGUAAUCCCUGGAGAUGACUGACAUGUC
Molecule: messenger RNA, 1580 nt
Organism: Chanos chanos (milkfish)
Lineage: Eukaryota; Metazoa; Chordata; Actinopteri; Gonorynchiformes; Chanidae
Product: tripartite motif-containing protein 16
Exons: 6
Coding region: 36-1574 (512 amino acids)
Molecular function (GO): protein binding; zinc ion binding
Source: RefSeq, a predicted model, not a curated record